Molecule: messenger RNA, 3820 nt
Organism: Zophobas morio
Lineage: Eukaryota; Metazoa; Arthropoda; Insecta; Coleoptera; Tenebrionidae
Gene: su(sable)
Exons: 8
Coding region: 216-3410 (1064 amino acids)
Biological process (GO): negative regulation of DNA-templated transcription
Cellular component (GO): nucleus
Molecular function (GO): metal ion binding; RNA binding
Source: RefSeq, a predicted model, not a curated record
UUCCUUCCUGCGUAGAAAAUCAUUUGUGGUCUCUACGCCAAAGCGAACAGUCGGUUAAAAUAUGAAAACUAUGCGUAAAAACUUGCCUAAAUGUCUGUCCUAACCACCGAAACGCCGACGACGACACUUCAGGACAGAUAAAACAGUGAAUGAGUGACUAUUUUCAUGCCAUAAAAUCACAAUUAUCCUGCCUAGUGAUCAUAUAAUUAGGUUCAAUGGCGCUCGUAUGUGAUAUCGAAAGGCAUUGCGAAGCGCUAAGGACCGCUGUUUUGAGAAAUUUGCAAAAGUUAACAGACCAGAGCUCCACCCCCGCAGCCUCUGAAGAGCCGGCAGCUGCAGAACUCGCUCCAGAAAACGACUUGGAAGACGGAGAAAUCGAAGACGACGGCGAAGAUGAAGUCCCGCCUCCGGAAGCCGAAAAACCCAAAGAAAUCGAGCAGACGCAACCUCCAAAGGAGAAAAUCGAACGCGGAAUCGAGAGGAAUAGGCACGAAAGAUCGGAAAGGAGAAGGCACGAAGACAAGAAAAAACACAUGACUGAAGCGGAGAAGAGUAUCCUGCAUUUGAGGAAGAGGGAGAGGAUGCAGAGGGAGAAGUGGGAGAAGUAUGAGAAGUUCAGGAAAGAGCAGAAUAUGGACGCACCAGCAGUCGAUGAUUUCGCCAUUAACAUCGAAAAGGCCAUCGCUAGCGUCCUUAAAAAAGAUAAGCACGCGAGCGAUGAGGAGAAGGAUGAAGAGAAGAGAGGUAGAAAGAGGAAAAGUCGCGAUAAAGACAGACAGAAGGGUAGCAAACAGCGGAAAUUGGAUUCACCCAAGUCGGAAGAUGUGGAUGAGAACGAAUUUUUGAAUGUUAGAGGCGGGAGCCCAAAGUCCGACGAUAACAAGAAGGACAAGUCGGUGUCUCCUACACGAUCCGAUGAUUCGUACGAUUCGGAAUAUUCUUCCGACAGGAGCAAAGGGGAUGAUCGAAGGAAGAGAGAUUAUAAGAAGGGUAAAAGAAGUCGAGAACGGAAUCGAAAAAGAAGUCGGGAGAGGCGGCCUGAUCAACCGCAGUUCAAGGAUCAACAGGGUGUUUGCGUGUUCUUCUUACAAGGCAAAUGCCAGAAGAACGACUGCCCGUACUCGCACGAAGCCAUGCCCCCCAUGAAACUAGAGCUGUGUAAAUUUUACCUGAAAGAUUGUUGCGCCAAAGGCGAAAAGUGCUCGUACAUGCACUCUGAAUUCCCUUGUAAAUUUUACCACACGGGCCUGGUGUGCCUCCAAGCCGAAAACUGCAAAUUUGCGCAUGGAGGACCUUUGGACGAACACCGCAAGCAGAUCCUCUUCAAGCACAUCGAAACUGCGCCUCGCGAAAUCCUAGGAGGAUUCCCCAGGAUGAGCCGCGAAGAAGCGCUCAACAAAAUCAACAUAGCGCAACAGAGCCUGAUGGGUCAGUACGGAUGCGAAAAGGACGACAAAGGCGUAGCGAACGUGUUCGACAUCAACGUUCCUGCACCUUUGGAGGCGAACGUUGACGCCUUCGCUAAGCCGAAAUCCGACAAGCCCUCCCGCAACCGUCCGUCGCGGUGGCAGGACCCCGAACCCAUGGACACGUCCCAGCCGCCUCCGUCGAAUUUCCCCAUCAAGCCUUUCUACACCCCUCAGGACCAAGACAUGAGGAUCAACAGCAACGGCGACAUCGACAUGCGGACGCUGCCUCCUCUGACUCAGAUCGCCCCCCAGACGCCCAUGAUGGGCGCGGCGGGCGAAGAGCCCAACGUUGACGCUGACACGAACAAUUUCACCCAAGACAUAGAUAUCCGUAAUCCGAACAUGUUGCAAUUCGAUACGAAGGACGUGGAUAUUCGGCAACAGAUUCUGGCUAGUAAGGACGUGGAUAUUCGGCAGAUUCCGCCCGUCUUCGACGAGGACGAAAACAGAUUGCAGAUUGACACUGGGGAGAGCGGGGAAGGGCUGCCGGCCGAUUUGCCUAAGACGCAGAGGGAGCUCUAUAUGCGGAUACAGUCGCAGCAGAAGACGAAUUUGCCCGAACAGGCACAGGAGAGUGUGGAGGUGGAUGAGAACAUCAACUGGUACUCGGAUGAUGACGACGAAGACGAGAAUCGUCUGACGAUCAAAGUUGACAACGAAGAAGAGAAGAAGGAAGGGAGCGAGUGCACGAUCAUGAGUCCGACACAGAUCAAGCCUCAAGAGGUCGUAGAGAAACUGGGAGAUCUGUCGAAAAUUGAUAUUUCGGCAGAAGUUACGAAGUUGUUGACUUCGAUGAGUCAACAGAAAGAAGCGCCGAAGCCAGCGAUUCGAGAUCCGAGACAACUGAGGUCGCAGCAGGCGUCGCAGCAGCAACCAUCGACUGAGCAAAAGAUUAGUAUUUAUGAACAAGGCAGUAUUACGUGUACGGAAACGGAGCCUCGGAGCCCCGACGAGGUGGUGGACACCGACAUCCGGGGAAGACCCGAUGUGGAUUUGAGGAAUUUACAUUUACCGUUUAAGGGGAUGUUGAAUUAUACGCCGGCGAAGGAAAUCGACGCGAGCGUCAACUCGCAUCCUCCGAUGACGUGGAAAGUGGAAAUCGUCGACAUCCCUCGGCCCGACUACACCGGCCUCAAACUCAACGUCCAAGACGCGGAGAAAACGGGCGAUCCGCGGCUGAGGAAGAUUUUCCGUUUGAGCACCGAAGAGAAAGACAGCCCCGCGAGCCCCAAAGCCUCCCCGAAAGCUUCCACACGCAUCGAUCCCCGGCUCAAGAAAAUCGAAGACAGCAAGCAGCCGGACACCAACAACCUGAGCUAUAACCAGCAGCUGAACAUCCUCCAGAGUUCCGCCUUCUUCCAGAGCCUCACUAGCAAUCAGAAGCUGCUGCUCAACCAGGAGCUGGCGACAAAGAGCGAACAGAACGGCUUCAACGACCCUGUGCUGAACAGCAUGUUGUCGACUCUGAAUCUGAUUCCGCAGAACAUGACCGCGAAUCCGAACAUGGGGGCCGCUUUGAACAUUCUGGCGAACGUGAACAAGCUGAACCAGCCGAUUAUGGCUAACAACCCUCCGGGGCCGAUGGUUAUACGGCAGAAUCCGGGGAUGAUGAACCAGAUGGUGCAGCCGGGGCUGUUGGGGGCGGCGCCGGGGAUCCCCAACAUUCCGGGGGAUUUCCCGAUGAAUUUCGACCCGAGGAACGGGGGCGGGAUGAUGAACAACAUGAACAACGGACCACAGUUCGGGAAUUUUCCUGAUAACAACAAUUUCGGGGGUGGGUUCGAUGACUAUUAUCCGGGGCAGGAUAAUUUCGGGCACAGGGACAACAGGAACUUCAAUCGGGAUAGGAGGAGAGGGAGGAACAACUUCAACAGGAAUAAUGGCAAUAGAAACUUUAGAAACAGGAACAAUAGGAAUAAUAGAGGUCACACGCCGCCGUAAGACGGGCCAACCGAGGACACGCUCAAAAUUUUUUUCUUUUGUAAAUAGUAUACAUAGUUGUCUUUUUCUUCGGCAGAUUUUUCAAGACUGAAAGGAUUUUCAUGUAAAUAUUGUUUACUCGAUCAAUUUGUAAUUUAUUAAGGUGAUAAUUUUUUUCGGUUUGUAUAGGAGGUUCUGGAAAGGAUGUGUCACUGUUUCAGAAGUUUUGUAAAUAUACGAAUAAAUUGUCAUUCCUUGGACCUCAGAAUUUUAUGGUCAAGACGCUUUAUUUAUUUUUGUUUAUAUUUAAUUCUAUUUUUUGUUUGAGAUUUUUUUAUUCUUCACAGCUACAUUAUUUAUGGUAUUGUCAGUUAUCGUAAAACAUGUAUAUAAUCGCUUUAUUAUUUUUUAUAAAUAAAAUCUAAAUAGUU